AGCUUUGGGCGUCCGCGGGACAUCAUGGAGAGCCUGGAGAAGCAGCUCAUCUGUCCCAUCUGCCUGGAGAUGUUCACCAAGCCGGUGGUGAUCCUGCCCUGCCAGCACAACCUCUGCCGCAAGUGUGCCAAUGACGUGUUCCAGGCCUCCAACCCGUACCUGUCGACGCGAAGCGGCACCACUGUGGCGUCUGGAGGCCGCUUCCGCUGCCCGUCCUGUCGGCACGAGGUUAUUCUGGACCGACAUGGAGUUUACGGACUGCAGAGGAACCUGCUGGUGGAAAAUAUCAUCGACAUGUACAAACAGGGGAGCACCAGCAAGCCGGUCCCGGAGGUGAAGCUGGACCAGCCCAUGUGCGAGGAUCACGAAGGCGAGAAGAUCAACAUCUACUGCGUCACCUGUGGCAUCCCCACCUGCUCUCUCUGCAAAGUGUUCGGAGCUCACAAAGACUGCCAGGUGGCCCCGCUCAACGACAUCUUCAGUCAGCAGAAGGCAGAACUGGCCGACUGUGUAGCCAUGCUUGUUGGGAACAACGAGAGGAUUCAGGCCAUCAUCAGCCAGCUAGAUGAAACCUGCAGAGCUGUUGACGAGAACGGUCGCAGGCAGAAGUCCAAGGUGUGCGAGAUGUUCGACCACCUGUUUGCUCUGCUGGAGGAGAGGAAGGGAGAGAUGACGGUCAGGAUCAACGCCGAGCAGGAUGAAAAGCUCAGCUACAUCCGCAACCUGACCAAGAAGUACACCGAGCACCUGGACAGCACCGCCAAGCUGGUGGAGACCGCCAUCCAGACCAUGGACGAGUCCGAGAUGGCCGUGUUCCUGCAGACUGCGAAACCUCUGCUUCAGAAAAUUGUGGAGGGCACCAGCACCUCUCACCUGGACAAGGUUCAACGAGGUUACGAGAACAUGGACCACUUCACUGCCAAUUUCGAACUCCAGAGGAAAGCACUGAGCCAAGUGGACUUCAUCAAACUUGAUGAAGACGAUGACGAUGAUGAAGACGAGGUGGAGAUCAGAUCGUCAGCGGGAAGUCGGGCUGAGUCACAUCAUCAUGUCGGACCUGUGGCGGCUGCUUCCAGCCAACCCCCUCCUCAGUCACCUGUGCCACCCACGCAGAGGCACUCAGAGGCCCCGCCCACCCCGAGGCCCUUAGAGACCCCGCCCAUCCCGAGAGCCCUAGAGACCCCACCCAUCCCGAGAGCCCUGCAGACCUCCCCCACCCCGAGACGGCUGGAGGCGUCACCCACACCACCCUCGCACACAAAGAAUCCGUCGUCGUCCGGCCCGGCGCCGUCCCCGCUGCCCCUCCCCACAGCAAGCUCCGCCUCCCAGUCUGACCAGCAGAGUGAGGCGGACGACAAAGACGGACCGAAACAUGUUUUCUCUUUCAGCUGGCUCAACCAGAAAUAACGCCCAGAUCAUUGUGAGGUGCUCCUCCUCCUCCUCUUCCUACUCAUCCUCUUCCUCUUCCUGCACCUUCUCCUCCUCCCCUUUGCUACAUUCUAAUAGUUUUCGCACUGAAAAAAACAACAAUAAAAAGUUUUUUCCUUCAUUUUUCCUCUGGACUCAUCCAGAAAUAUGCAUGAGACAUUUUUUUAAGUCCUUGCUCACAGGAAGAAAUUGUUUAAAUUUUA
This is a messenger RNA of Salarias fasciatus (jewelled blenny), 1631 nucleotides long. RefSeq names its product E3 ubiquitin-protein ligase TRIM63-like. The record is from RefSeq and is a predicted model, not a curated record. Lineage: Eukaryota; Metazoa; Chordata; Actinopteri; Blenniiformes; Blenniidae. Gene Ontology annotation, biological process: regulation of microtubule cytoskeleton organization. The coding region runs from base 25 to 1407 and encodes 460 amino acids. Gene Ontology annotation, cellular component: cytoplasm. The transcript has 9 exons. Gene Ontology annotation, molecular function: zinc ion binding.